Messenger RNA from Nicotiana tabacum (common tobacco), 1592 nucleotides. Lineage: Eukaryota; Viridiplantae; Streptophyta; Magnoliopsida; Solanales; Solanaceae. The record is from RefSeq and is a predicted model, not a curated record.
UUGAUUCUUGGUAUUAAUGUAGGUGCAUGUGGUUCCUGCACAUAUGUUUCGAAAGGUCAUUAGUAUCACGAAAUCACACUGCAAACUUGGGCUUACAGCUACGCUUGUCAGAGAAGACGAGAGAAUUACAGAUUUGAACUUUCUUAUUGGUCCAAAGUUGUAUGAAGCAAAUUGGUUGGAUUUAGUGAAAGGAGGAUUUAUUGCAAAUGUGCAAUGUGCUGAGGUGUGGUGUCCAAUGACUAAGGAGUUCUUUGCUGAAUAUCUGAAAAAAGAAAAUUCAAAGAAGCGGCAAGCACUUUAUGUGAUGAACCCAAACAAGUUCAGGGCUUGCGAGUUUCUUAUCCGUUUUCAUGAGCAGCAGCGUGGGGACAAGAUAAUUGUAUUUGCGGACAAUCUUUUUGCACUUACAGAGUAUGCGAUGAAGCUUCGCAAACCUAUGAUUUAUGGUGCUACCAGCCAUGUUGAAAGAACAAAAAUUCUUGAGGCAUUUAAAACAAGCAAGGAAGUUAACACCGUAUUCCUAUCCAAGGUCGGUGAUAACUCCAUUGAUAUUCCUGAGGCGAAUGUUAUAAUUCAAAUUUCGUCACAUGCUGGUUCAAGACGACAAGAAGCUCAACGUCUAGGGCGUAUUCUCAGGGCCAAGGGGCGCCAUCAAGAUAGGGUGGCAGGAGGUAAAGAGGAGUAUAAUGCGUUCUUUUACUCCCUUGUGUCAACAGAUACCCAGGAAAUGUACUACUCAACCAAAAGGCAGCAAUUCUUGAUUGAUCAAGGUUAUAGCUUUAAGGUGAUCACAAGCUUGCCACCUCCUGAUUCUGGGCCUGAGUUAAGCUAUCACCGUCUUGAUGACCAGCUUCAACUUCUUGGAAAGGUAUUGAAUGCUGGCGAUGAUGCGGUCGGCUUGGAGCAGCUAGACGAAGAUGCAGAUGAUAUAGCUCUUCAAAAAGCCCGUCGCUACGUGGGUUCUAUGAGUGCCAUGUCAGGAGCAAAAGGGAUGGUUUAUAUGGAAUACAACACUGGAAAGAAGCAGGGAGGCCUUAUUAAAAGCAAGCCUAAAGAUCCAGCCAAGAGACAUCAGUUAUUCAAAAAACGCUUUGGUUGAUUCAUCCAUGAGGGGGUGGUCAAACGAAUCCUUUAUUUCAAUUCUGCUUUAUCUGGUCAAAUAAGAGCCUUGGUGUAACCGGUAAAGUUGUUGCCAUGUGACCAGGAGGUCACGGGUUAGAGGAUGUUUCUCGAGUCAUGGAAACAGCAUCUUGCAUAAAUGCAAGGUAAGGCUGCGUACAAUAGACCCUUGUGGUCCGGCCCUUCCCCGGAUCCCGCACAUAACGGGAGCAUAGUGCUCCGGACUGCACUUUUUUUUUUUUUUUUUUUUUUUUCUGAUCGUUGUUAUUGAGCAUUUCUUCUGCAGUUUUUUUUUGGAAGUAGCCGUGCCAAUGGAUAUGUUGGCCAAUAAACAAUUGUAGGAGCAUAAUUUACAUGCUAGAGUUCUUACGUUCUCGUAUUAACAUCAAGCUGUAUAUCUUCAGGUUUGAGAGGUGUAUUUCUUCACAGAUUCAUUUUUAUCGUUAGUUGUUAAAGUUCUAGGAUUCAACUUG